Saccostrea cuccullata (small rock oyster) is the source of this 4274-nucleotide messenger RNA. RefSeq names its product dedicator of cytokinesis protein 3-like. Gene Ontology annotation, molecular function: guanyl-nucleotide exchange factor activity; small GTPase binding. The annotation marks the transcript as partial. Gene Ontology annotation, cellular component: plasma membrane; cytoplasm. The record is from RefSeq and is a predicted model, not a curated record. The transcript is spliced from 34 exons. Gene Ontology annotation, biological process: small GTPase-mediated signal transduction. Lineage: Eukaryota; Metazoa; Mollusca; Bivalvia; Ostreida; Ostreidae.
AAAUGUAUAAGUUAUGGUUGUGGAGAAAAUUUACAAGAUACAUUCCGCUCAGCUGUAUUGUACCACAGUAACGGACCAAAGUGGGGAGAAACUGUUAGGAUUUCUAUACCUAUGGAAAAAUUCCCAGGCUCUAGUGCUUUGUUUGAAAUCUCACACUGCUCAACCAAAUCCAGUAAAGCAGAGAAGAAGCUCUGUGGAUUUGCCUUCAUGAGAUUGACAGAUGAUGAAGAUAUUGUGAUCAAAGAUGCAUAUCAUACACUCUGUAUAUACAAGUGUGAAGACCCCAGUAAGAUUAAGUAUGAGAAGUACAAGACAAUGCCAUUCCUGGUGGAUGAUUUUGGAGACCCCCGGCAGUCUGUGUUCAUAACAAAGUCCCUCCCCUACACCCGCAGUGCCAGGGAGACCAUCCAAGUGUCCACUAAACUGACAUCCACAAAAUUCACACAAACAUCUGAGCUACUUGGAGUUUUGAAAUGGAGAGAUUGUAUGAGUGACUUGGAAAGAAAUUUGGACAAACUGAUGAAUUUACAAGGAGGAGAAAUUAUGAAGUUUUUGUCAGACAUUCUUGAUGCUUUGUUUGAAAUGCUCCAAGCAGGCAGUCAGACCCAGUACUAUACCAAAGUGUUUCAUGCUUUAAUUUUCAUUCUAAACUUGCUGUUAGACAGCAGGUUUGAGAACUUUGUACCAGUGUUAGACAGCUAUCUCAAAGAAACAUUCACAUCACCUCUAGUCCAUACCCAUUUGAUGUCCUUGUUCUCGGACGGCAUUCUGCGGGCAGUCAAAGGGGAGACCUUCCCAGUGGCCAUGUCACUCAAGGUGCUUGCCCCACUUGUGAGAUUCAUUGUGCGAUCUCGGGAACUCGAGACUCUAAACCCCAUGUGUCGUAACUCUAAGUCAGAAAAAGACUAUCAGAUCCAGAUCUCGCAGCUGUUUGACAGCUUUGGAUGUCUCCUGGCCUCAAAGGACCAAAGACUCAAGAUCUCACAGAUGGCUUUGCUGUCCAAUAUGCGGAAGUCAUUUGAAACUUUUGUUGUGAUCAUGACCAAGAAGCAGCUUGCUGACUAUGUUAAGGCCGUGAUUUCUAAACUGCCACCCCUACGGGAAAUCUCGGAGGACGUAGCCAGGAACAAGAUGGAGUUCACCAGGGAGAUAGUCAACUCCGACCUAUUUCUGGAUGAUGAAUCUCGCAGUGUUAUGCUGCCCUUGUGUAUGAAUCAUGUUAGGCAGUGUCUUCAUCAGAAAAUGUUUCUACAGCUUGUGACGAGCACACUUGGAGACAUACUGGACAAGUUGUUCACACUCAAACAGGAGAAAGAUAUGUCUGAUGACAUUGAAAUGUUUGCCAAAUACAUGUUUCCUGUGAUGGUGGAUACGACCUUGACCUUAAGUGAGAAGGUGGUUCCCCACUCCUUUUCUGUGACGCCCGCUAUAUCACCACAACAAGAAACCCAAGAUUUUGACUGCGAGGAUGAGGAGGUUCAGAAAAAAGGAAACAAACGCCAUGUCGACCGCGAUCGCCGCCGCACUCUGACGGGAAUUAACUUUUUUACCUCUAAACCAAGACCACCCUCCAUCUCAAUGCAAACACCUACUCAUAGUUUGAAAACUAUCGAUAGUACCCCAGUCAAAAAUUUGGAGGUGACCGAUAUCUUCAAGAAAAAAGUCCCCACAUUCUCCAUGGAAGACCUCGGGCUGAGUGGAGAAAUGAUCUCUUGUAUGGCUGAACUGUUGAGACUGAUGGACCACAGACAAUACAGUGUCAUCCUAAAACCAACAGCAGUGCCACUCAGGGAGUUUCUGGGUAGAGUACUGCUGACUUUCAGGGAGUUGAUCAAAGAGGACUUAUUCCCCCCGGGGUGGACAGUCAUGAGAAUGGUCAUCAAUAAUGCUCUAUUCACUGCGAUAGAAUACUUGUCUUCUUCGCUCAGUGAGCACUUCCUCAAGAAAGAUCAGUUUGAUAUGCAGCUGUGGAGUCACUACUUUAACCUGGCGGUAGCCUUCAUCACUCAGCCCAGUCUACAGUUAGAGCGGUACUCAGACGCCAAAAAACGCAAGAUCAUCGACCGAUACCAGGACAUGAGGAUCCUAAUGGGGCAACAGAUACAGAAUCUCUGGGAAAACCUAGGUGCCAACAGACGACAUUUUAUUCCCUCCCUGAUUGGUCCCUUCCUGAAGGUGACCUUGGUUCCUGAGGAAGAACUGAGGAAGGCCACCAUUCCAAUAUUCUUUGACAUGAUGGAAUCGGAGGUGAAAACCUGUGGAAAUUUUCAGUUGGUUGAAAAUGAGAUGAUAGAAAAACUGGACGAAUUUAUCACAACUGAGAACCUAGGAGACACAGAUUAUAUGGCUCUUUUCAGUACAAUAUUGUUGGAUAAAGUUGAGAAGGAACCCGAGCUGAAGGAGAAUGGCCGACAGUUUGUCCUGUCUGUCACCAACCUACUGGAGAGGCUGCUGGACUAUAGGCAAGUUUGUGGAGGGGAGGACUACAAGAGCAGUCACAUGAAAUGUACCUUCAAUAUACUGAAUUUUUACAAGGACAACACAAACAAAGAAGAGAUGUACAUUCGGUACAUUAAGAAGCUGUAUGACCUUCACCUUGCUGCCCAGAAUUACGUGGAGGCGGGGCUGACCCUGAAGCUGUACGCCCAGCUGUUACAGUGGAGGGACACGAUGAGGAAGGAGGAGCUAGACUACCCCAACCAACCAGAGUGGGAGAGGAAGGAGAGGGUCUACCUACAAAUCAUGGACUGCUUCGACAAGGGCAAGGUUUGGGAGUAUGGUAUUCCUUUGUGUAAAGAGUUGGCAGAGGUCUACGAGAAAAAGUUUGAUUACAGGAAGCUGAGUAAUGUUCUGGAAAGACAGGCAAGGUUUUUCAGUAACAUACUGGAUGGGGUCAAAGUUCAGGAGGAGGGGCAGGACCGACCUGUCUUCUACCCCCGACAAGAACCGACCUACUUCAGAGUGGCGUACUAUGGACAACUCUUCCCACUCUUUGUCAGAAACAAAGUGUUUAUCUACAGAGGGGAUGAGUGUUUGAAGCUACAGGACAUAAUAAAUCAGCUGAAACAGGAGUACCCCAUGGCUACCAUCCUACAGUUCACCAACACUAUAGACGAGGACAAGAAGCAGGGGGAAGCUCAAUACAUACAGAUUGGUAGUGUGAAGCCGCGGCCAGAAGACAAGCCAGAGUUUGUAUACAACACCAAUGUGGCUCCUGAGAUUAAGAAUUUCUACGCUGUUAAUGAUGUCAGCACAUUCCAGUUUGACAGAUCUUUCCACAGAGGAGAAAGGGAUCCAAAUAAUGAAUUUAAGACCCUGUGUACAGAGAGAAUGGUGAUGCACACAAACUACUGCUUCCCAGGGAUUUUACAGUGGUACGAAGUGAUUAGAACUGAACAUGUGACUCUUAGCCCCGUGUGCACUGCUAAUGAGGCUGUCAAAUCGGCCUGUAAAGAACUACAGAAAGAGAUUGAUAAAACUAAAAAAGACUCCUCUAUUGAUGCCAUCAAAUCUCUGUCUAUGAAAUUAAAUGGAAUGAUUAGUGCUUCUGUUCAAGGUGGAAUUCCUAAAUAUCAGGAGGCUUUCUUUACACCGGAGUAUGAGAGACUUCACCCUGAGGAGAGGGACAGGAUCCGCGAGUUGAAGGAGCUACUAAAUGAGCAGGUCAAACUGCUGGAUGCGGGUCUCCAUCUGAUGAAGACUAUGGACCGGGUCCACGGGACGGGACUGUCUGACAUGCUGAGGUCACUCAGCGAGAUCCUAAAGGAGAUUAAGGAGAGUCUGGGCAUGCAGUCAGCCUCCGUACACAGGACCUCAUCUCAUCUCUCUAUGACUUCCGUCAGGGAGUUUAAACCGCGACCGGACUCUGGAGUAGACAGUAUGCUGGUAGAGAUGAGGCCGGGCACCCCAGGAAGUGGGUCCCUCCACUCCUCUAGCAGUAAUCGAUCGUCUGGUUACUCGGCUGAUGCAGUGUCAGGAGAUCUGGUUGACCUGUCUGAACCAGAACCAGUUCCAGCACCUGAGAAUUUCACACUACUUGACCUCUCACAACUCAAGGGAGUGAACUCCAACAGCAAGCCAAAGAGGCCAUUGUCACUGAUACAUUCGUUCAGACCAGACAAGGCACAUAGAGAUCGAUCCAAAUCCGUCUGGUAUGGUUCAGGAUCUACAAACAGUUUGCUUCCUGAGAAAUCAAAGUUUGGCUCAGAUCCAGAUAUUGCACACCGUCCUUCUUAUAGAAAUCAAGGUAAGUCAUAACAAGUUCCUACACAGAC